Rasamsonia emersonii CBS 393.64 is the source of this 825-nucleotide messenger RNA. RefSeq names its product Ctr copper transporter family protein. Gene Ontology annotation, biological process: copper ion transmembrane transport. The record is from RefSeq and is a predicted model, not a curated record. The coding region runs from base 1 to 825 and encodes 274 amino acids. Gene Ontology annotation, molecular function: copper ion transmembrane transporter activity. Gene Ontology annotation, cellular component: membrane. Lineage: Eukaryota; Fungi; Ascomycota; Eurotiomycetes; Eurotiales; Trichocomaceae. The transcript has 5 exons.
AUGGAUAUGCCCGGUAUGACUAUGACAACGUCAGCCAUGUCGAUGGCUACAGCCACCGCUUCUGGAGCAAUGGCUUCGUCGUCGUCAAUGAGCGGGAUGGGUAUGGGUGGUAGCUGCAAGAUUUCGAUGCUGUGGAACUGGUACACCAUCGAUUCAUGCUUCAUCACCACCCACUGGCAUGUCACCUCCCACGGCAUGUUUGCCGGCUCCUGCAUCGGCGUGAUCUGCCUGGUCAUGAUGCUCGAAUUCCUGCGACGGCUCUCCAAGGACUACGACCGGUACCUGGUGCGGCAGUUUCGGCGACGGACAGCGGCUGCGGCGUCGUAUGCGCGUGCACAGGAGGUGGUUUGCUGUCGGGAAUCUCCUGGGAACGAUAACAAUGAUGGCAACAACGCUGCUUCAACGAAGGACACAUCCAGUCCUGCUCCUGCAGCAGCAGCAGCACCUGUCCUACGAUUCCGCCCCACCCUCGUCCAGCAGAGUAUCCGCGCCCUGCUGCACAUGGCGACGUUUGCCGUGGCGUAUUUCAUCAUGCUGCUGGCCAUGUACUACAACGGGUAUUUUAUCAUCUGCAUAUUUAUCGGGGCGUAUCUGGGGGCGUUUGUCUUUACCUGGGAGAGUGUUAGCCUUGCACCGACUUCUGCAGGCGCAGGUACCGUUGGACCAGAAGGCGUGACGGUUUGCUGUAGCUCGCUGGCUCUUCUGGCUAUUCUGAACCCAUACAGGAAAGCACUUGAGAGCCUCCUUUGCUUUUGGCUAGGCUCCAUUUCUCCAGAUGGUUUCUCGCAAAACAGAGAGAACAAAGUUGGACUAAAGGACUUGUAG